Lytechinus variegatus (green sea urchin) is the source of this 2676-nucleotide messenger RNA. Its product is annotated as SLIT and NTRK-like protein 5. The coding region runs from base 1 to 2676 and encodes 891 amino acids. The transcript is spliced from 4 exons. The record is from RefSeq and is a predicted model, not a curated record. Gene Ontology annotation, molecular function: protein binding. NCBI's taxonomy places the organism in Eukaryota, Metazoa, Echinodermata, Echinoidea, Temnopleuroida, Toxopneustidae.
AUGUUGCCGAGGAUAGAAGCAAAUACGUUCAUCGGGGCACCUCAACUCAAGUCAAUCAAGCUUCUCUACAACAAUCUUCAGGUGUUCGAUCGGUACGCACUAAACGGAACAGAAAACCGACUCCGAAACAUCUAUUUGAGCAGGAACUCACUGAGAGUCAUCGAGAACGGAACCUUCCAACUCGUACCAAAGCUCGAGGUCAUUGACCUGUACCAAAACAGUCUUUCUCAACUCACUUCCGGUGUCUUCCAACAUUUAAAGAACCUCGAGCGUCUUUUCCUCGGCAUGAACAAACUGGUUAAUCUUCCUGAGGAUAUCUUCAAAGACCUUUCAUCUUUGGUCUACCUAGACCUGUCCAACAAUUCUCUUACGACUCUUUCCAUUGAUCUCUUUGCACAUAUGGAUUACCUAAUGACCAUUGAUCUCUCUGGAAAUCGAUUGAUUUCUAUUGGUAAUGUUCUUCAUCUACCGAAUAUUCGUUUGGAUCUAAGAUGGAACAAUCUUCAUCAACUUGACAAUUUGACCUUGGAGAUCUUGACAAGCAACGCCGAAAUUCUGUUUCUGAAAGGCAAUCCUUGGCAUUGCGACUGUAGUUUGGAGCCAUUGCGUCAAUGGUAUCAACAACUAUCCAUAAGCAACGAGAAGGACGUCAAGAUUGAUAAUCCAGUAUGUUCAUACCCGAGCGAAUUAGCAAAUCACACUGUAAAUGACCUUGAAGUGUCUCUGUGUAUUGAGAUACCAGCAAGCAGUACAGAAACUUCUGCAGAAACUUUUACCACGAACCUGGGCAUUUCCGAAUCUGGACAUCGUGGAAUGAUCAGGGAUUUUACUUUCCAAAAUGUCACAAGGAGAGCUGAAAAACUUCGAACAGAUGAUAAAUUGCCUUUGGCUGUGAUCAUCGGACUUGUAGUAGCAUUUUUGGUAGUGACAUUUAUCAUAAUGCUCAUAUUUAUACUGAUCCGUAAAUUCCGAAAACCGAACAAUCCUGCCAAUCCUGAUAACAAAGCCUUUGACAGUGGCACGGACGAAUGCAGUUCACAAGUUCAUGAUAGCCCCAUGGUCACAGUAAACGUUCGUAUGUCGGAUCGUAAGCUCCUCCAAGGCUUCCCUUUCCGUAAUAAUUUUGCAAAAAUAGUCAUUUUCAUGACAAUAAAUAUAAAGAAAAUGGAGGUUCAAUCUUUGAAUAAGUUUUUACAAAUCUUGAUCAUACUAUUCAUGUGCCGUAUCACCGAAACUCAACGUUCUUCGCCAUGCCAUCGUAAAUGUUCAUACGUCGAAGCUUUUCAACAGGCGAACUGUGAAUACAGAUCAUUGGAGAAUAUUCCACUCGAAUGCAAUGCUGCUUCAUAUCUUUCUCUUCGUUACAACCACAUCACCAGAAUACGACCCGAGAUUUUUAGAGGUUUUCCUUUUCUGAAAUACCUCUUACUGUCAAACAACAACAUCUCACAUAUCGAAGCAAAUACGUUCAUCGGGGCACCUCAACUCAAGUCAAUCAAGCUGCUCUACAACAAUCUUCAGGUGUUCGAUCGGUACGCACUAAACGGAACAGAAAACCGACUCCGAAACAUCUACUUGAGCAGGAACUCACUGAGAGUCAUCGAGAACGGAACCUUCCAACUCGUACCAAAGCUAGAGGUCAUUGACCUGUACCAAAACAGUCUUUCUCAACUCACUUCCGGUGUCUUCCACAAUUUAAAGAACCUCGAGCGUCUUUUUCUCGGCAUGAACAAACUGGUUAAUCUUCCUGAGGAUGUCUUCAAAGACCUAUCUUCAUUGGUCUACUUAGACCUGUCCAACAAUUCUCUCACAACUCUUUACAUUAAUGUCUUUGCACAUAUGGAUUACCUAAUGACCAUUGAUCUCUCUGGAAAUCGAUUGAUUUCUAUUGGUAAUGUUCUUCAUCUACCGAAUAUUCGUUUGGAUCUAAGAUGGAACAAUCUUCAUCAAAUUGACAAUUUGACUUUGGAGAUCUUGACAAGCAACGUCGAAAUUCUGUUUCUGGAAGGCAAUCCUUGGCUUUGCGACUGUAGAAUGGAGCCAUUGCGCCAAUGGUAUCAACAACUAUCCAUAAACAACGAGAAGGACGUCAAGAUUGAUAAUCCAGUAUGUUCAUACCCGAGCGAAUUAGCAAAUCACACUGUAAAUGACCUUGAAGUGUCUCUGUGUAUUGAGAUACCAGCAAGCAGUACAGAAACUUCUGCAGAAACUUUUACCACGAACCUGGGCAUUUCCGAAUCUGGACAUCGUGGAAUGAUCAGGGAUUUUACUUUCCAAAAUGUCACAAGGAGAGCUGAAAAACUUCGAACAGAUGAUAAGUUGAUCAUCGGACUCGUAUUAGCAGUUUUGGUAGUGACACUUAUAAUGCUCAUAGUUAUACUGAUCCGUAAAUUCUGUAUGUUUCAAGAAGAAAAACCGAACAAUCCUGCCAAUCCUGGUAACAAAGCCUUUGACAGUGGCACGGACCAAUGCAGUUCACAAGUUCAAAAUAGCCCCAUGGUAAUUAUUGUCAAUGAGUUAAAAGACAGUCCAGUCGAUUCACUGAGGACGACUAAUGAAAAAACGCCAUUAAAAAGGAGCAGUGAUUGUCCUGGAGACAAAGAACUGACACCGAGAAAAGACAUUAUCACACAAGAGGAAAAGAAAAAAUUCAAAAAAAAAUUGGUGUUUGCCUAA